Molecule: messenger RNA, 1023 nt
Organism: Zymoseptoria tritici IPO323
Lineage: Eukaryota; Fungi; Ascomycota; Dothideomycetes; Mycosphaerellales; Mycosphaerellaceae
Exons: 3
Coding region: 69-833 (254 amino acids)
Biological process (GO): ubiquitin-dependent protein catabolic process
Cellular component (GO): nucleus; proteasome core complex, alpha-subunit complex; proteasome core complex
Source: RefSeq, a predicted model, not a curated record
CUCCACGACCUCUCAUCUCCGCGACAACAUCAAGACGCUCAAUACCUUAUCUCGUCUGAAUCGUCGCCAUGUUCCGCAACAACUAUGACAACGACUCCGUCACCUUCUCUCCUCAAGGCCGCAUUUUCCAAGUUGAGUACGCACAGGAAGCCGUCAAGCAAGGUUCAGUCGUCGUCGGCAUCGUCAGCAAGACACACGCAGUGCUCGCCGCCCUGAAGCGCAACGCAGAAGAGCUAUCAUCGUACCAACGCAAAAUUAUCCCGAUCGACGCACACUAUGGCAUCGGCCUUGCUGGUCUCGCUUCCGACGCACGAGUGCUCUCCAACUUCAUGAAGCAGCAAUCCCUCGCCUCUCGAUUGACCUACGAUCGCCCCAUCCUCCUUUCCGAGAUCACAUCCCGCAUCGGUGACCGCGCUCAGACAAACACCCAGCACUACGGCAAGCGACCUUACGGUGUUGGCCUGCUCAUCGCGGGUGUCGAUGCCAAGGGUCCUCACCUCUUCGAGUUCCAGCCUAGCGGAGUCACACAAGAGAUGAUUGCAUGUGGUAUCGGCGCGCGCUCGCAGAUGGCUAGGACAUACCUGGAGCGGAAUUUGGAUGAAUUUGAGGGUGCAAGCCGCGAGGAGUUGAUCAAGCACGCGCUGCGGGCGUUGAAGGACAGCUUGAGCCAGGACAAGGAGCUCACGAUCGACAACACAAGCUUAGGGAUUGGCGGUGUGGAUGAGGCGUUCAAGCUGUACGAGGGACAGGAGAUUGCGAACUGGCUGGAGACGACAUUCGAGAACAAGCCUGAGAGCGGCGAGGGUGCGGAGAGCAUGGAGGUCGAUUCAUGAUAGAGACUUCCGGAUGCAGGUACUCGGGCACGGCGAGGCAUUCCGGAAGACUGGAAGAACAGGCAUGAUGGCGUGUAUAUUACGCGAAUGCCACAGACGAAAUGAGCGCGGUCAGCAUCGCGUCUUACAAGAUCCAAAGUCGAUGGUACGAAUCAUCAGCGAGGUGAGGAAAUCAAAAACCAUUGACAAA